Nicotiana tabacum (common tobacco) is the source of this 8386-nucleotide messenger RNA. NCBI's taxonomy places the organism in Eukaryota, Viridiplantae, Streptophyta, Magnoliopsida, Solanales, Solanaceae. The record is from RefSeq and is a predicted model, not a curated record.
ACUAUUAUAUAAGAGAGGAUAAGCAGGCAUGUCAUGGUCUGUUGUCUGCUUCAUCAUAGGGGCAUUUUUGACAUUUCAUGUGCUGCUGACAGUUCACCCUAGUUUGCCACGUAGAAAGCACCGCUUGCAAUUUUGUUACAUCUCAAUUUUAUCUCCGCUGCUUUGCUUUGCUCUGCUUCUGUUUCUUCUUCUCCAGAUUUAGUGGUUUCACUUUAUGCACUACUUUUUCUUCUUCAGCAAAAAGAGCAGAUCUUUGGGGUUUUCGUUUGAUAUUCAAUCUUUUAACUGAGGACUAAUGACUUCUGAACAAAAGAACAAACAUGCUUGCUCGGCAAAAUCUGAAGUUGAGAUGAAACUUAGGCGACAUGAAACGUAUAGACUAGUAUCUGCAGAAAAAAAGGAGGCAUUGUUACUACAACGACGAACAAAAAGACGAGUCAAAAACGAGUAGUUUUUCUGGCAAUGUUGCUUCUCAUGCCGCUACUGAAGCUGCAACUGAGUUUCAGCAACAGAAUGUUCCUGUGAGGAGCUCUUCUUCUGUUUCAACAACAGCCAACGAGCCUCACGUUGAUGCUUCGCCAAUUACAUUUGACAAGCAAAAUAAUAGAACUAAUCCCUUCUACUCCUUUGAAGUAGGCAAGUAUCAAGGAUCCAACAUUGACUUUUAUCUCUACAAUACAUAACAUCUUUAUUUAUUGCUAAUUUAUUACUUUUUGGCGUUAGGCUCAACGUCACGUGCAUCUAAUGAAAACAAUAGUAUGAGCUCGAGAAUGAUUGGAAAAAAAGGUUUGCACCAAUUUUUUAUUAUGAUAGUGUUGUAUAUUACCUAAUUGCAAAUAUUAUACUAAUAAUACCUAAAUAUACAGGUUAUAACUCACAAAAAAAGGGUUGUCCAUACGUAGGUCAAUUACAAUCUGAUUAUGUUGCCUUGAAGACUGUUCCUAACUGUAAAUUUUGUGGUGCAAAAAAAAUUGAAUAUGAACCACCUGGAUUCUGCUGUAACAAUGGUUCGAUCAAGUUAGUUUCACAUGAAAUGCCUGCUGAACUGCAACAUUUAUAUUUAGGAACUACCGAAGAAUGUAAACAUUUUCGAACAUAUAUUAGAACAUACAAUAAUAUGUUUGCAUUUACAUCACUUGUUGUAAAUUAUGACAGAGAAUUAGCAAAAAGAAAUCGUGGUAUUUAUACAUUUAGAGUUCAAGGGAAGAUGUACCAUUUUAUAAAUGAUUUAGUCCCCUCGAGUGGAAUAGCAAGAAAUCUACAACUAUACUUCUACGACAACGAUAACGAAUUGGCUAACAGAAUGGCUUGCUCAGAAAAAAUUCAUGAAUCAAUAGUCAAAAAACUAAUGAAUAUUCUGAGAAUUAAUCCAUACUCUAUUUUCUUAAAAUCCCUAAUAGAUGUUCCAAAUCUAUCGAACUACAAUAUUGCACUUAAAUCUGAUUCAGGCUUAGAUCAACGUGUAUACAAUCUUCCUACUACAUCAGAAGUUGCAGGAAUAUGGGUUGAAAAAGAAAUCACUGAGCUCAGUUUUGCACCUCAUAUCCGAAUCUACACUCAUAGCAACAGAUCUCAAGUAGUGAACUAGUAUUACGGAUGUUAUGACCCUUUACAAUAUCCAUUAUUAUUUCCAUAUGGUCAAAGUGGAUGGCAUUGUGGCAUUAAAAAAAUUAUACAACCAAAGGUUACUUCUAAACGUCGAGCCUAUUGUGAACAUGAAGAAUUACCAAGUAUUAGAAAUAUGUGUUCUGUUGAUGGAUACCUUCACAUGGAAGCUCAAAAUCUUGAAAAAGGAAAAAGAAAAAGAGAUAAUAUUUCUAUUCGUGAAUAUUACUGUUAUAAGUUCCAAAUGAGAGAAGAUGAAACAAAUGAACCUUUGUAUUCUGGAAGAUUAUUUCAGCAAUAUUCAGUAGCUGAACACAAAACUUGAAACACAAAGAUUGGACUUCUUUUCAUUCAACCCAGAUCUCUUUAGAAUCGAAAUGCUACAAGGACUCAUUGAUGUUUUAAGACUUGGAGAAAGAGACGCUUCAAAUAUAGGAAAGCAAACAUUCCUUCCUGUUAGCUUUAUAGGAGGACCAAGGGACAUGCGUCGGCGUUACAUGGAUGCUAUUUCUUUAGUACAACAAUUUGGAAAACCUGAUCUGUUCAUAACGAUGACUUGUAAUCCAUCUUAGCCUGAGGUAAAAGAGCACUUGCUAUUAACUGACGAAGCACAAAACAGGCCUGAUUUAAUUAGUCGAGUUUUUAGAGCAAAGAUAGAAGAACUAAAAACAGAUAUAUUAAAAAGAAAUGUCUUUGGAAAAGUUGCAGCUUUUAUGUAUACUAUAGAAUUCCAAAAGCGUGGUUUACCGCAUGCUCAUUUCCUUAUUAUACUUACUAAUGAAUACAAACUACUUACUCCAGAAUCUUAUGAUAAUAUUGAUCGUGUGAUUCUAACACUGAAGAAACCCUAUAUAAACUUGUUCUCCAACAUAUGAUACAUGGACCUUGUGGCAAGUUAAAUCCUACAAAUUCAUGUAUGCAAAAGAAAAAAGGUUGUUGCAAAUUCAAAUAUCCAAGAAGCUUUGCUGAUCAAACUUCAAAAGGAAAAAAUUCUUACCCAAUUUAUAAAAGGUGAAACACGGGACUUGUGAAAGUCAAAGAUCACUAUUUUGAUAACUCAUGGGUUGUUCCUUAUAAUCCAUUCUUACUUGGGAAAUUCAACUGUCAUAUAAAUGUUGAAAUUUGUUCAGAUUUUAAAGAUGUUAAAUAUAUUUAUAAAUACAUCUGCAAAGGACAUGAUAAAAUCGCAUUUCACAUACAUGAUAAUGAUGCAAAUGUUGAAGUAGAUGAAAUAAAAGAAUACCAAUCUGCUCGAUGGGUAUCACCACCUGAAGCUACAUGGCGUUUAUUUGGUUUCCCUAUUAAUGAAAUGACACCAGUUGUUUAUCAUCUUCAGUUACAUCUUGAAGGACAACAAUUUGUUUCUUUUAGGAGUGCGUCAAGUAUAAACUCAAUUAUGAAUAAUCCUCUGAUUAGAAAAACACUGUUAACAUAAUUUUUUACUAUGAACAAAACAAAUAAAGAUGCAAUAAAGCUCAAUCUACUGUACAAAGAAUUUCCACAAUAUUUUGUAUGGUCAGUACAGUAUAAAAUGUGAACCCGUCGAAUAAAGGGUAAUGUCAUUGGACGUGUUGUAACAUGUCAUCCGACGGAAGGUGAAAGAUAUUAUCUGAGAUUAUUAUUAAUGAAUAUAAGAGGACCAAAAUCCUAUGAAGACCUACUAACUGUAAAUGAAGUAUGUUGCAAUACAUUUAGAGAAUCUGCUCAAAGAGAGGAUUACUUCAUUGUGACAAUAAUUUAGCUGAAUGUAUGGUAGAAGCCGAGAGUUAUCAAAUGCCAUGCAGCUUGAGACGCUUGUUUGCUACAUUAUUAGUAUAUUGUGAUCCUGCUAAUCCAAGAGAAUUAUGGGAGAAAUUCGAGGACUCUAUGUCUGAAGACUUCAAAACUUUACCAGACAUUGAAACAAAAAGUAUUCGAUAUAAAGUUUUAGACUGUCUCAAUGACAUUUUACAUUCAAUGGGACAUAACAUUAAUGAGUAUAAACUUAUCCCUGAAAAUUUCAACGCUUCAAAGGCUGCCAAAGAAGCCAAAGAAAUAUUCUUUGAAAGAAACAUAACCGUUACUGAAGAAGAGCUAUUAUUGCGACAAAAGUUGAACCAUGAACAACAAAUAUCAUACAAUGUGAUUAUAGACAGAAUAUCUUUGAACAGAGCAGGAGCUUUUUUUGUUGAGGUCCAGGAGGAACAGGUAAAAACAUUUUUAUAUCGUGCCUUAUUAGCUACCGUACGAUCUAAAGGAUUUAUUGCUCUAGCAACAGCAACCUCUGGAGUUGCGGCCUCGAUUCUUCCAGGUGGCCGUACAACUCAUUCGCGUUUUAAAAUUCCCAUUGACAUUGAUGAAAACUUUAGUUGCAAUAUUAGCAAACAAAGUUCGCUUGCCUGUUUGAUUCGAGAUACAAAAUUAAUUGUAUGGGAUGAAGUAUCGAUGGCAAAAAAGAAAAUGAUUGAAACUUUUGAUUUACUUUUGAAAGAUCUUUUGAAUACUAAUGUGCUUUUUGGUGGUAAAGUUGUUGUCUUUGGUGGUGAUUUUAGACAAACUCUACCAGUGGUUCGAAACGGAAAAAAGGAAGAUUUUAUUCAUGAAAGUUUAUUAUAUUCUGAGAUUUGGCCCCGACUUGAAAAAUUGCUACUAUCAGAAAACAUGCGUGCAAAAACUGAUCCUGCCUAUUGUGAAUAUUUGAUGAGAAAAGGAAACGGAAAAGAACCUCUUACUUCUGAAAACAAAAUUAAAAUUUCAAAUUCAUUUAUUGUUCCUUAUACUACUGAAGAGGAAUCUUUGAAUGUGUUAUUUGAAACAACAUUUCCUAAUAUGCAUGAUUUCUUCUGUGAUGCAUCUUCUGUGACUUCUCGUGUUAUUUUGACGACGAAAAAUGAUUUUGUGAAUGAAAUAAAUGAUAUGCUUAUAGGCAAAUUUCCAAAAGAAGGUAAAACAUUUGUUGCAAUUGAUGAAACAUGUGAAUCGAAUGAUCAAAGUCAGUAUGAAGGUUUUUUGCAUUCUUUAAAUCCUGCCGGUUUACCUCCUUAAAGAUUGACUUUGAAAGAAAAUUGUCCAAUUAUAUUACUACGAAAUUUGAAUCCUUGCGAAGGUUUAUGCAAUGGCACAAGAUUGACAUGUUGUGAUUUUAAAACUCAUGUUAUAAGUGCAAAAAUUGCAAGCGGUGACUUUAAAAAUACACGUGUUCAUUCCGAGAAUACCAUUGAUGUCAUCACAAGAUGAAAAAUUACCUGUACAAUUUAAAAGAACACAGUUUCCAGUAAGACUCUGUUUUGCUAUGACUAUAAAUAAAGCACACGGUCAAAUAUUAGAUUUUGUUGGAAUAUAUUUACGAGAACCAGUGUUUUCACAUGGUCAGCUUUAUGUUGCAUUGUCGAGAGCAAAAGCUUCCAAUUGUGUCAAGUUAUUAAUUCGACCCCCAAACCCAGAUAGUGAUGACGAUUAUUCUACAUACAACAUAGUUUAUGAUGAAAUCAUUCAAAAGGCUUUCUUGUGAAUCCUUAACAUGUUAUUUUGUAGCGUUUGCUGAAUUAAACAGAGUUGAACAUACAUUUUUAGCACAGGAACAUCCACCUUGUUUAUGGCACAUGCACUUCGAAAUUCCCAGAAUAAGGUUGAUGCACACAGUUAAGUGUAUUUUGUCAACUUCUACAUCUGAUGAUAAAAGAUAAUUUGUUGCUAUACAUAAAUUUGUCAAAUAGGCUGUACAACAAUGUUUUUUCCCUCAUAUAUUCACUGCUUUCGAAUUGCUUCUAAUCAGGUUGCUUGGAUCAAUGAGCUUGCUUGCCAAGAUUUAUUUAUGCUGUUUUGUUUGGUUUUUGAAUGUAACUAUAAGUUAUUACCUUAAAUAUAUAGUGCAUAAUAUAAAUUUAUUCUCCAAAAUACUCGCGUGAUGUGCAUCAUUUAUCGAAGUCGCAAAAUCAAGUCUUAACACUCAAACCGAUCAGAUGCAAAUGGCUCAGCUUGAAGAAGCAAGAGUUUCAUUUUUCUUUGUAUAGAAAGGUGAUUCUUAUUUUGCUGUAUAAUUAUUUUGAAUUGUCAUUUUGCAUAUAGAAACUAUAUUUAAAGGUGACAUGUUUGUUGAAGAAGCAAGUUCGUUUUACUGUUCUCUGUUGACCAGUAUUAUAUAGUGCAUCAUGUUCUAUUCUCUUUGGAUUGUAACCUAUGUUAAUCAAUUUAAUAACAUCUCAAAUGGAGCAGUAUAUCAUUACAACAAAUAAAUUACCUCUCUGUUCAUAGAUUAGUGUUUAAUUUUUAUCUUUUUCAGAAGUUAUUAUAUAUACACACGUUAAUCAGUUUUUGUGUAGAAAAAAGACAUAUUUCCUUUUGUCAUUUAUAUAGCAGUUUUCUUGACAAAAGUAGUGAUAAAGAUAACCAACUUUCCGAAUAUACAUAAACCCAAAGAGAAGAAAAAAGAAGAGGGGGAUGGAAAUGAUUAAUUAUCAGCUUGGAAUAAGUUCUUACCAAGAUUCUUUAAAAGUUCUUGAGACUAAUAUUCAGCAUACCAAUGCUCUAUAAAUUUCGCUUUUCAUCUUUGCUUUCUAAAGACUUAAAUUUUUUCGCUUUCUGGGCAUCAACUUACCAUUACUGCCUUAUAUUGAUAUGCUUCCUAUUUUCGAUAGCUGCUUUGAUAAUAAAGACCACGAUUCUGCUUUUACGUAAUUGGAAGGAGAUAACAGUUAAUUAAUUUGUUAGGACUUUGUAUUAUCCUUUUUUAGCUAUUGAUGCUUUAACGUGGCUCUACCACUGCCAAACCAAUAAUUUGCUGACUUUGGUGUUGGAGGCAAGAGAGCCUAUUUUUAGCUUCAGAAAUGGUUUAAUUUUUUGUUAUUUCUUUAGAAAAAGGUACAGCCCAAUUGCUUAUUUUUAUGGUUCUGUUGAAAAGAUAAGAUUGUUUUCACUUUGCUUUUUGCGUCGUAUCUUGCAGCUGUAACGUCUGAUGAAAAUUGGGAUUUAGAGGCUUUUUCUCCACCAUAUUCGUGCUUGAACCUUUUGGCAUUUGAAAAAUCGUCAUCAGUAUCAAAUCUUUUAUGCUGUUUUUUCUUUCAUGUCUUGGACAUGGUAAGGAUUUUGCGGCUGAUAGAUUUUAAUUCUUGUUUGUGUCAAAUGAAGGUUGGUAACAGAAUGGUUGGUUCUGCAGCCUCUGUUGAUUAUGAGCCUGCUUUCUUUAGAAACUGCACUGAAGAGGAGGCUGUUAAUCCAUGGAGUAAAAGUCCUUUGAAAAUGGAGGCUGACAAUAUUAGUAGCAGGUAUUUUGUAUUAGCUCUGAAGGUAUGCGGCAGUUAUUUCAGGAAGGACGAUAUUGUAGAACGACAGAGAGGAGUUUGCGAAUUUGUUGUAUUUCUGUAGUUGGGAAUAUGACUCCACUAUGUUAUUUUCUUGAGUAUGGAAUAAAUGUACACUGAUUAAUUAUUACUCUCUGAUUUAUUUUAUAUGACUUCUUUUUCUCUUUUUACUUUAUUAAAAAAUAACAUUUAUAAAUUGAAGAAAUCUACAACUAUACUUCUCAUUGCUCAUGAAUUCACAUUAUUUGGUUUCUGCACAGCUUAAGAGCGUGCUUGAUCCCUGUAAGGAUAGGAAUGACAACAAUCAAGAUAAUAGUUUGGGCUUGGGAGCUGAUUUCUUCCAGGUGAUGACUGUGAUUCUGAUAGUGAGGUAGAAACAUUAUAUCUUCAAAUCUCAAUCAUAUAUAAAACUUGACUGCAUUUAGUAUGUUCUUAAAUUUGUUUGCGCAGACUUAAGUCUGUGAAAUGAUGAUAUAUUUUAGUUCAGUCACUAUGAUGAUGACCAAGGCAUAGUUGCGCUAAUCGGUAAUACAUAUGUCUACACUUGACUAAUUUAUUUAUACAUUUCCUUACCUAAAUACUUCUGAAUCACAUAAGUUUAAAUACCAAAUAAUCUCUUCACAGAGAAGCAAGAUUCUCAGGUUAAUGGUAAUAUGGAUGAUGAAGGUACUGUUUACUUUCAUAAAAAAUACUGCCAACGUCCUACUGCACCACGUACCGAAUACCUCUAAUGUGCUAUUUAGUUUUUCAGAUGAUAUUCAGGAUCCAGCUGAAGAUGAGCAACAAUUUGGUAGGCUAAAGGACUGGAUCAACUCAUACCACCUUCACAAAAUUGAAGUGACUGAUCUCUCUCAUUUCUCCGACAUCUCAGUGAAAUUCAACUAUGAGUUCGACACUGUGAAAGAAGAAAAUGACGGCCAACAAUACCCAAAGGGUAACCAAUCUCCGCAUCGCAAGGGUGAAGAAUAAAUGUACAUGAAGGUGCGCCCUCUUCCAACCAUCUAGAUGCCUGCCUGUCAAUGACUCAAUGCUGAUUUACCCAUGCAUUUUGGUCACAACCUCAAUCUUGCUCUGUACAACAACCUCAAAGGUGUUGUAUAGGUGUCCAAAGUUGCUACAAUCUUCUCCAAAAUCUAUAUAGUAGCUGGGACAACAAGUGACCUUAGAAGAUGACACGGAGGACAAAAACAACAUAGCAAAAUGCCCUGCUUUGUGUGAAAUGUUGUCGAGGCAUCAUGUCUUGACCAAGAUAAUUGGCAGAGGAGAGGACUUUCUAUUUGUACCACCUGUUACCUGUGUGAAAGCUGACAAAGAAUCCAUAAGGCAUUUAAACCUUUUUGAUGUUGAAUGCGUUAUGCCACACAAAGAAUUGAAAAAUCAUUCUUCUAUUGUAAAAUAAAAAUGUAUACAAAAGUUACGUUUGUAAAACAGGCAAACCUACCAAAAGCUAUAUGCUUUAUUAACUAACCACAUAUAUCAAUUGGUACAUGACAUUAUAUGUA